CUCUCCCCUUCCAAGCUUGUGGGAUUGCCGCUGCCCGCCCGUCUGUUGCAUCCUUUCCCGCUUUUUCUGGCCUCUCCCACGUUUCCUGCGGGCCACUUUGAGUAUCCUCGCACACUUACACAUUUCCUUCCACCCACCCCCUACCGUCAUUGCGACAGAAUAGAGUGGGAGAGAGCGAUCCCGAGGGGGCCGCCCAGUUUGUCACCUUACCAUACCUUCCUUACCUGCCUACAUUAGAUCUAUACUCAAAUUCAACCUUUCCUCGUACUAUCUCCCUAACUAUCCUACCCUUUAUCGCUCGCGCGCUAUUCAUUCCUCAUCAAACCGAGCCACUUUCGGACUGGGCUGGACUUACACGAUACACUCUCCCUGAUCGGUUACAUCAAUCCAAAAUCAUCCUAUCUGGGCUCCAGUUGUUACAAACAACCCUCUUACGGGUCAUCUCCCGCUACCCCUCCUCCGCCCACCCUGCGUAAACCAACAAGGUACCUCUCUCUCUGCCUUCACCCCCCAGCCGCCGACCUGCAGAAAGCAACUCACGUCUCUGUCGCAAUACUGAGACGAACACGGCGAAGGGGUGCGCGCCCGGGUUCCGAUCCUUCCUCAUGUUUUCUAUGCCGUCUUUGGUCACCGUUAACAACAACGUUUCCCUGCUGAGCAUCACCAUCGCUCCAAGCACAUACGUCGCAACACUCACCCUAUCCUUCGUCUUCGUCUACCUAUACAUCGUCCAAGUCUCUUGGAAGCCUACCUUGGUCCCCAACAUCAGCUAUUUCAAGCGCACAAGUCGCAACACCAAGACCACUUCUGCAGAGGCCGCGGUCGAGCCGCCUCCUCUACCACCAACGCACACUUACAAGGCUCUUCCCGCUCCACCCGCCGAGGCCAGCGGCGCACUCGUCCGUCGCAACAACCGCCACUCCUCUCAAAAUUACGGAUAUCACCAACAGCAUUAUGAUGAUGGCUUCGAAGCCGCCGGCCAUGACCUUCGAUCCUCUCGAUCACUUAGACGCCUCCUUGGCCGACUUCGAGCCGACGACCCCACCCCCGAACAAGAGGCCCACGACCGGGAACUUGUUCGGCUACCCGUCGCACCACUCGGGGUUCCGGUCCGAGGACAACGAGAGCGACCUGGGUCCGGACCCCGAAAACUCAGUAUCCGCCGGUGGCUACAGUCCUCCGGCCUGGCGCCGCCUCGGAAACGGGAGUCGCGACAGCGGCUUCUGGCGCAGGAGUGAUGACCUCCUCGGCGCAUUUGCCCCGUCUCGUCGCGCCUUCGGCGCCACAUCGCGGCAGUCGAGCCCCGACUACGACAGCGACGGCGACGAGCAUGAGUCGGUGUUGCGCAAAGCCAUGCGCACAAGGUUGCCGACGGGUAGCAUGAGUCCCGAUAAGAGGCGAUCGCCGAGCCCCGAGCCCAAGAUGGAGAAUACCACGAUUAAACUGGAGGAUAUCCCGUGGAAGGAGACAAGUCCGUCGGAGGGCACGUUGAAUCAAGAUAACUAUAUCAGGUUCGCAUUGCGCGCCGAAGUCCAGCAGCGCACAGAACCAAUCGAGGCUCUCGUCCACUUCUUUCGCUCAAAGUGGCGCUUCCUAACUCACUCGUGGUCGUCCACGGUCCUGUCUAUCCUCGUUGCUGUUCUCGCCAUCACUGCGACACGCAACCUGUUCCAGCCCGCCGCGCAACAGCCCGUCCCCGAUCUGGUCAAGGUCGCCGGCAUCGCGCGCUCCUUCGAGCCGCUCAUAUACUUUUCGGAGAACGGUGUGUCGCAGGUGGGCGAUCUGCAGGCAACAGGUGUCGCGGUAUGGGAUCUCGGCGAGAGCGUGCGCUCAAGCAACAUGACGUCUGCGCCCAUUAUCGUGAAGGAGCUGGAUGAUCUCAGCGACAGUCUAAAGACCCUGGCUGUUGAGUUGACCAAGUUUUUCGCAAACGUUGACGGUGAUAUUGAUGGCAUUCUCAUCGUCAUGGACUGGGCGCGCAGAGAGCUUUCUCAAGUCCAGCAUUUGCCGUCCUCCCCCUUCACCGCCGCCUUUGACAACAUCCACAACCUUCUCUCCGAGGCCGGCGUACUCGAAGACGGCUUCGGCACCCCAACCCGCCUUGGCUCCUUCUCGAGGUACAUCUUUGGCAUGUCUAACCCGCAGCGCACCCGCCUCGCCCUCCAGCGCACUUUCAAUGAGUUCCUCACUGUGCUCGAAGACGCCAUCAACUCUGAACUUCAACACUCUCUUGCCCUUUUCGCCUUGUUCGAGGCGAUUGAUCAUCAAUUUCUCAACCUUGCUCGCACAGUCGUCCGCGAGGCCUCGGCGCAAGACGACAUGCACGCCGACUUGUUGUCGUCACUCUGGACGCGCAUCUUGGGCGCCAACGCCGCUGAGGUGGCCAAAUAUGAGCGGAAUCGCAUGCUGCUGCAAAAUGUGAGGGAGAAGACGGUGCGGAAUAAAAGCAUCCUCGUCGAGCACAACGGCAAGCUCAUGGCGCUCAAGGCCAAUCUUGAGAAUCUGCGGCGCAAGCUGGUUAGUCCGCUGGUCAGGUCUGUUAACUCGAGUACCUUGACUCUUGACGAUCAAAUUCGCGGACUCGAAGACGUCGGCGGAUAUCUCGAGGGCGUGCGCACCCGGCAGAAGGGCAAAUUGAUGGAGAUGCUCUAUGGCAAUGCGGGGAACAACCGCCAGCUCCUGGAGGAGCGGACGUACGGUCGUACAGCCUAAGGGCAUCAUGGUUUGGAUUCCGUUUCCACCCAUUGUUCUUUGGCGUUGCCAUUCUUGUUGCUUGUCCCUGUAUACUGCCGUGACAUACUAGGUGGCUGUUAGAGGGAAAACACCCGCGGCGUUUUUGCUAAACCGGAUAGACAUUGACUAAAGCACCGAAAGAGAUGCCAAUGUCUCGCACGCAUUUACAUGGGAGUUGGGGAUGGUUCAUGGGGAAACUCUAUGUAUUGGAUGGAAACAAAGGGUUGUACUAAGGACUACCUACCGACGCCGAGCGUAUGCAGCUGGUGGAACCCACUGGGGUAUUUGGGGGAUGGUCUGCUCUAUCAUGAGUUUUCGAGAAGGAGGCAGUGAAGGACUGGCUAUUUUCUUUCAGGCUAUGUUGUCAGGCGUUUGGGUUAUGGAAGGAUUUCGUCUAUACUGGAGAUUCAUGUCGGGAAAGGCUUUGUAUUUAAAUAAAUGAAACCACUAUAGAGGACGCCACCAAGGCCGAGAGUUGAACGAAUGCACUUGUGGUCGGGCAUAAACCAGAUCAUGUAGCGACGGUUUGCAAAGGAC
Colletotrichum destructivum is the source of this 3270-nucleotide messenger RNA. RefSeq lists its product as uncharacterized. The transcript is spliced from 3 exons. The record is from RefSeq and is a predicted model, not a curated record. Bases 955 to 2712 code for a protein of 585 amino acids. NCBI's taxonomy places the organism in Eukaryota, Fungi, Ascomycota, Sordariomycetes, Glomerellales, Glomerellaceae.